Molecule: messenger RNA, 1110 nt
Organism: Priapulus caudatus
Lineage: Eukaryota; Metazoa; Priapulida; Priapulimorpha; Priapulimorphida; Priapulidae
Product: histone-lysine N-methyltransferase SUV39H2-like
Exons: 6
Coding region: 61-1083 (340 amino acids)
Cellular component (GO): nucleus
Molecular function (GO): protein binding; zinc ion binding; histone H3K9 methyltransferase activity
Source: RefSeq, a predicted model, not a curated record
GUGCAGUCGCGAACAUAUAUCUACUCAUACGAGAAAGGAGAGGUGAAUUCUACGCAGACUAUGGCAAUGAAGAAAACAAGACUGUGCUAUGUGCCUUGCCUCAAAACCCUCCACUAUCUCAAAGAUAAGUGCAAGGCUGACGAUAUUAUAAUAAACAACGAGGAAGACUACCAGAGUGACGGUGACCACGAUGGUGAUGAUGGCUAUCAUCAAGGUUCGGACAAGAUGAACGAUUCGUCACAGAGAGUUAUAGACAAGACGGGGUCUGUUAUGGUAGAUAGCAAUCAACCUGUCUAUGAUGUGGAGACCAUAGUGGACCAUUUUAAUGCAGAUGGACAAGGCUAUUAUUUGGUGAAGUGGAAAGGUUGGGGUAAGAAAUACAACUCGUGGGAGCCUAAAGAAAAUCUGUUCUGCAGGCAGCUGCUGAAGGAGUUCCACCGGCUGGUCGCGGCUGGCAUCGUCAAGCUGAAGAACAGCAAGCGCAAGCGCGAGGUGGAAGUACAGCUGAGACGCCAGCAGCUGAAGCGCGCCAAGACCGCCGCGUCCGCGUCCGACGGUGGCGCCCCCCGGCGGGAGCACGAGGGUAAGCGGGCGGUCGCCCGCCAGGCCCUCGCCGAGUGGGCGGCCUCCAUCAACGCGCUGAUCGCGGCGUGGCCGACCGGCGGCCCGCCCGUCGUCGUCGUCAACGAUGUGGACCUCGAGGGACCGCCGCAGGACUUUAGGUACAUCAUCGACUACAAGGCCGGCGCGGACAUCGGCAUCCCGACGGACCCGCUCAUCGGCUGCGAGUGCGGGGACUGCUGGGAGGCGCGGGGCGGCGCGUGCUGCGCGCCGGCGUCCGGAGCGCACUUCGCGUACACGCGGCUCGGGCGAAUGCGGCUGCCGCGCGGGUGCCCCGUGUACGAGUGUAACAAGCGCUGCCGCUGCGGCCCCGAGUGUCCGAACCGCGUCGUGCAGAAAGGUCCCACGUGUAAGCUGUGCAUCUUUCGCACGGAGAACAAUCGUGGCUGGGGCGUGAAGACGUUGCAACGCAUUCGCAAGGGCACCUUCGUCAUGGAGUACGUGGGCGAGGUAUGUCAAUAGAGUACGUGGGUGAGGUAUGUCAAUAGA